Ictalurus punctatus (channel catfish) is the source of this 3392-nucleotide messenger RNA. RefSeq names its product BAR_ACAPs and ArfGap_ACAP domain-containing protein. The transcript has 22 exons. The record is from RefSeq and is a predicted model, not a curated record. NCBI's taxonomy places the organism in Eukaryota, Metazoa, Chordata, Actinopteri, Siluriformes, Ictaluridae. Gene Ontology annotation, molecular function: protein binding; GTPase activator activity. Gene Ontology annotation, cellular component: cytoplasm. Bases 411 to 2504 code for a protein of 697 amino acids.
UUGGGGGGACUUUUACUGUGACAAGCGGUGAAACCGUCACCUGCUGCUUCACAUCACGGAUGUACGGGGGGGAAAAAACUGCAAGUGUGUAAGAGGAGAACAUCUGUCUGCACAAGAAUACUUUUUAUCAACGUUAUUUAAACCGUUUAUCAAGACUGUGAUCUAGCUUGGUUGUAGUUUAGCUGAUGCGAAAGCUAGGUUUCCGUUAUGUGCGCUGAUGUGCUGUCCGUUAUCUCCGAAAUGGCGCGUUAACCCCGGAUUAUUACUGUCGAGUUUAAGCGUACAACAUUUCAACAAUUAAAGUUUAAUUAAAAAAAAGUAUUGAUUAAUUAUUUAAAAAGUAAAGUAUUAAUGAUGAUGUGUUAGUGUACGUUCGGAAAGGAAACGCAGUGAGAGCCCUAAAAUCCGGUAUGGAUUACUUCCUGGACUUUGACGAGUGCAUCCGGGACUCUCCGGUAUUCAGGCUGUCUUUGGAGAGGUGUGAGAAUGAUCUAGAGGAGCUGGAGAGUCGCAUGGAGAAGGUGAUGAGGUUGUGUAACAAGAUGGUGGACGAUGGCCAGGUGUUUUGUUCAUCCAGUCAGAUCUUCCUGUCUGCGCUGGAUGAGCUCACGUCACACCAUAAAAACAACACCGUUAUAGAGAAUUGUCUACAGCAGUUUAAUCAGGCUCUGCAGGAGAUGAUCCACUUCCACACAAUGCUGCUUGACCAGACUCGGAGAGCGAUCACACAACAACUCUCAAAACUACUGACGCAGUUCCUCCCCCCACUGCGUGCUGCUCGAUAUGAGUGUGUGCGGAUCAGAGAUGAGUUGAACACGGCGCUGGUUAAGAGCGCUCAGGUAUCACAGCACAAAGCGGCUGAAGCAGAGCGACACACACACCUGCUGCUUGCAACACGCAAGUGCUACACACACUGUAGCCUGGACUACUGCCUACAGCUGAAUAAUUUCCUGACUCAGCAGAAGCUGGAUGUGCUGAACUCAGUUUUCUCCUUUUUUCAUGCGCAGAACACGUUUUUCCAUCAGGGCUUUGACCUGCUGAAAGAUGUGGAGCCCACCAUGAAGAUUAUGGCAGCCGAGCUGUCUGGACUCUCAGCUGAAUGCGUGAACAGAAGGAAGAACCUGGAACAUCAGCACUUGUUCGUUCAACAGAGAGACGCCUCUGGGGAGACUGUGCUGUUCAAUGGAGGAGCGAUUGAAGGAUAUCUGUUUAAACGCUCACGGAGGAAAAACAAAACAUGGAAGAGGUGUUGGUUUUCAGCGAAUCAUAAUCAGCUGAUUUACACCAAAUCACACAAGGAGCAGCCACUUGUGUUGUUUGAUGAUCUCCGGUUGUGUGCUGUAAAAUCUCUGGACUCAAUCGAUCGCCGUUUCUGUUUUGAGCUGCUAUCUGUGCAGAAGAGCUGUGUUUUACAGGCUGACUCAGAGGAAUUAAAGAUGGCGUGGAUGAACGCAGUGCAGAGCCGCAUCGACAUGGCGUACAGAGAGAGAGUGCAGUCUGAACACACACCGGUGAGGGACGGUUCCCUUCCUGCUCCUGCUCCUGAUCCUGGCCCUCUACCUGGUCCUCUUAGCAUGGUUCUCCGUAGCCAUGGUAACCACCGCUGCUGUGACUGUGGGGAGGCGGAGCCUCGAUGGGCCAGCGUGAACCUCGGAAUCACAGUCUGCAUCGAGUGUUCCGGCAUCCACAGGAGUCUCGGUGUACAUCUGUCUAAGGUUCGUUCUCUCACUCUGGAUUCAUGGGACCCUGAACAGCUAAAGCUGUUGUGUGUUCUGGGUAAUGAUGUCAUCAAUGGAAUUUAUGAAGGUCACCUGUCUGAGAUGGAGAAACCCAACUCUGAUAGCUCUCGGCAGCAGAAGGAGGUGUAUAUCAGAAUGAAGUAUGUGGAGAAGAAGUUCGUUCAGGGGUGUGACCCUCAUCUCACUGAGACUGUACAGCAGUGGGCGGGACGGAGACUGUAUGAUGCAGCAUUGGAUGGCGACAUCAUCUCCAUGGCUCUGGCUCUGGCUCAGGGGGGCGACGUGAACUGGACUAACGCAGAGGGACGGACGCCUCUGAUUGGUGCAGCGAUUGGAGGCUCAUUAGUGGCGUGCGAAUUCCUUCUGCAGAAUGCUGCAAAUGCCAAUCACAGAGACCAACACGGACACGCAGCCAUACAUAUGGCUACAACACGGGGACACACAGGACAGGUGUGUCUGCUGUUGAAGAGAGGAGCCAAUCAGUACGCAGCUGAUGAAAAGGGAAAGGACCCCCUCAGUAUCGCCAUAGAAACGGCGCACGCCGACAUCGUUACUCUGUUGAGAAUGGCCCGUAUGAAUGAAGAAAUGAGAGAGUCUGAAGGAUUUUUUGGAUCAGUGGGAGACGACGAGACAUUUCAGGACAUUGUUCGUGAUUUCAGUAACAUGGCGUCUCAUGAUCCGGAGCAGCUGUCGCGCAGACACUUCAGCACUCCGGACGAAUCGCAGGAAGAACGGAGGAAUGGAAAGACGCCGGAGAAGAGCUGAAGACGGGAGACGUGGGGAAUUCUGGCCUGUGGGGAUAGAUUUAGCUGUAGUUCUGGUUGAAGGCAUAGGGUUAGAGUUUAGCGUUCUGGGCUUUUAGGAAUCAGGAAGUAGAGUUCAGGAUAGAAGUUCAGGAGGUCAAAUAACGUCCCGUUUCUCUCCGUGACCGACACCGACCGAGGGAUUACUGUACAGAUAAAUGAGAGACGUUUCUUAUAAAUGUUCUGAUCUACUUAAUCAAAGUGUCUAAAGGCUGUAGAGUUGAGGCGCACACACACUAGAGCAUAUUUUUUAAGAUCAGCACUCACUGACCACUUUAUUAGGAACACCUGUUCGUUCAUACACUCAUCCAAUCAGAUUGGAUAAUUUAGGGGUUUUUUCCCCCCCCGUAUCGUAUUAGCUAAAUCAUCGCUGCCACUCUACUUUAAACGCUUUUCUCAACCUGGCGUCAGUAAGCCGAGACUCGGAAACGAAUCAACUCCCAAGUUAAGCAGUGAAUCCUGUUCUACAGAAGUAGCUCGUUAUAAAUGUUACAUUAAUGUUUUAUAUUUGGCGCAUUAUUUUAUUUUAUGUAUCUGCAUUCUUCAUAUACUACAAAAAUAAGUUGUCUGAUUUUCAGUUUUUAAGUCUGUACCGCUGAGUUGUGUAAGUCUGACCUUUAACCCUGAGAUAUAAGUGUGUAAGAUGAUUUCUUUUGUGUGUGUGUGUGCGUGCAGUGAUGAUACACACCCUGAUACACACCCUGUGCUGCUGUGGUGCUCACCAGUACACACUUGGAACUAAAAUACAGAUGCAUUUACACGUCUGUAUGUAACGUAUACCUAAAUGUUCAGGUCAACACACUGAUGUUUAUAGGCUAAUACAAUAAAAUGGAUUUAAUUCGGAUAAGGG